This is a messenger RNA of Lotus japonicus, 3616 nucleotides long. RefSeq names its product ISWI chromatin-remodeling complex ATPase CHR17-like. NCBI's taxonomy places the organism in Eukaryota, Viridiplantae, Streptophyta, Magnoliopsida, Fabales, Fabaceae. The transcript is spliced from 25 exons. Gene Ontology annotation, biological process: nucleosome organization; regulation of transcription by RNA polymerase II. The coding region runs from base 117 to 3290 and encodes 1057 amino acids. Gene Ontology annotation, cellular component: chromatin; nucleus. Gene Ontology annotation, molecular function: ATP-dependent chromatin remodeler activity; nucleosome binding; ATP binding. The record is from RefSeq and is a predicted model, not a curated record.
UUUUUAUUUAUUUAUUUCACUUUACACUUUAAUUAAAACCUCGCGCUCUCUCUUUUCUCUCUCACAAAUACACACACUCGGGUACGAACGAACGAAACCCUCGAUCUGAGAAAACCAUGGCGAGACGAAACGGCUCAGAUUCCGAAGAGGAAGAGGAGGAGCAGCAAGAAGAGGAGGUUCACGACCAGAUCGAAGAGGACGACGAGGAACUCGAAGCCGUGGCUCGCUCCGCUAGCUCCGACGACGAGCCGGAUGAAUCCGGCGGCGAAGAUGCUGUUGCUGCUGAUGACGAUAAUCAGGAUGAUGAAGGUAAUGCUGCUGAUCCUGAAAUUAGCAAACGCGAGAAGGCUAGGCUAAAGGAAUUGCAGCAAUUGAAGAAGCAGAAGAUUCAGGAGAUACUGGAUGCACAAAAUGCAGCCAUUGAUGCUGAUAUGAACAAUAGAGGAAAGGGUAGGUUGAACUAUCUCUUGCAGCAGACUGAGUUGUUUGCUCAUUUUGCCAAAGCUGAUCAAUCUUCAUCUCAAAAGAAGGGAAAGGGAAGGGGACGCCAUGCAUCAAAAGUGACUGAAGAAGAGGAAGAUGAAGAGUACCUGAAGGAAGAAGAAGGUGGUUCAGCAAACACACGGCUGAUGACUCAACCUUCAUGUAUCCAAGGGAAGAUGAGGGAUUACCAACUUGCUGGGCUAAACUGGCUCAUCAGAUUGUAUGAGAAUGGAAUAAAUGGGAUUCUGGCAGAUGAAAUGGGGCUUGGUAAAACUUUGCAAACUAUAUCUUUGCUGGCCUAUUUACAUGAGUUCAAAGGAAUAACAGGCCCUCAUAUGGUGGUUGCUCCAAAAUCUACUCUUGGAAAUUGGAUGAAUGAGAUUCGGCGCUUCUGUCCUGUUAUACGUGCAAUAAAGUUCCUUGGUAACCCUGAUGAGAGGAGGCAUAUAAGGGAGGAGCUAUUGGUUGCUGGAAAGUUUGAUGUGUGCGUGACAAGCUUUGAAAUGGUAAUCAAGGAGAAGUCUGCGUUUCGUCGAUUUAACUGGCGUUACAUAAUUAUUGAUGAAGCUCACAGAAUCAAGAAUGAGAAUUCCCUCCUGUCCAAAACAAUGAGGCUAUACAAUACAAACUAUCGGCUCCUUAUAACAGGCACACCACUACAGAACAAUCUUCAUGAACUCUGGGCUCUUCUCAACUUUCUUCUGCCUGAAAUUUUUAGUUCUGCUGAAACUUUUGAUGAAUGGUUUCAAAUCUCUGGUGAAAAUGACCAACAGGAAGUUGUCCAACAACUACACAAAGUCCUCCGUCCAUUUCUCCUUCGAAGAUUGAAAUCUGAUGUCGAGAAAGGGUUGCCACCGAAAAAGGAAACCAUUCUUAAAGUAGGUAUGUCACAAAUGCAGAAACAGUAUUAUAGGGCCUUGCUGCAGAAGGAUCUUGAGGUUGUAAAUGCCGGUGGAGAACGGAAGCGUCUCUUAAAUAUAGCGAUGCAACUACGUAAAUGUUGUAAUCACCCAUAUCUCUUCCAAGGUGCUGAACCUGGUCCUCCCUACACAACAGGAGACCAUCUGGUUACAAAUGCUGGUAAAAUGGUUCUACUGGAUAAAUUACUUCCUAAACUAAAAGAACGGGAUUCUAGGGUACUUAUAUUUUCACAGAUGACUAGGCUGUUGGACAUACUUGAAGAUUAUUUAAUGUUUCGAGGAUACAAAUAUUGCCGCAUAGAUGGCAAUACUGGUGGAGAAGAUCGUGAUGCUUCCAUUGAGGCUUUCAACAAACCAGGAAGCGAGAAAUUUGUCUUCUUGCUAUCUACUCGGGCUGGUGGUCUUGGCAUAAAUCUUGCUACUGCUGAUAUUGUCAUUCUUUAUGAUAGUGACUGGAACCCACAGGUUGACCUGCAAGCUCAGGAUCGGGCUCAUAGGAUUGGUCAGAAGAAAGAAGUUCAAGUUUUCAGAUUCUGCUCAGAGUUUACUAUUGAGGAAAAAGUCAUUGAAAGGGCUUACAAAAAGCUCGCACUUGAUGCUCUGGUGAUUCAGCAAGGGCGUUUAGCUGAGCAGAAGACUGUAAAUAAGGAUGAGUUGCUUCAAAUGGUUAGAUUUGGUGCUGAAAUGGUUUUUAGUUCCAAGGACAGUACAAUCACUGAUGAGGACAUUGACAGAAUUAUUGCUAAAGGAGAGGAAGCAACAGCUGAGCUUGAUGCUAAGAUGAAGAAAUUUACUGAAGAUGCUAUCAAAUUCAAGAUGGAUGACCCUGCUGAAUUGUAUAAUUUUGAUGAUAAGGAGGAUGAGAACAAAUUUGAUAUAAAAAAGAUUGUGACUGAAAACUGGGUCGAACCAUCAAGAAGAGAACGGAAGCGCAAUUACUCAGAAUCUGAAUACUUCAAGCAAACUAUGCGUCAAGGUGGUCCUACUAAACCAAAAGAGCCUCGUAUUCCAAGGAUGCCUCAAUUGCAUGAUUUCCAGUUUUUCAACACACACAGGCUGAAUGAGCUGUAUGAAAAGGAAGUUCGCCGUCUAAUGCAAGCACAUCAGAAGAGUCAGGUGAAGGACUCCAUAGAUGUUGAUGAACCAGAAGAAAUUGGAGAUUCACUGACUGUUGAAGAGGUGGAAGAAAAGGAGCGCCUGCUAGAGGAGGGAUUUUCAUCAUGGAGCCGGAAGGAUUUUAAUGCUUUCAUUAGGGCAUGUGAAAAGUAUGGCCGAAAUGACAUACAAAGUAUUGCUUCUGAGAUUGAAGGAAAAACAGAAGAGGAAGUUGAAAGAUAUGCGAAAGUCUUCAAAGAAAGAUACAAGGAAUUAAAUGAUUAUGAUAGAAUUAUUAAAAACAUUGAAAGAGGGGAGACAAGAAUAUCUCGGAAAGAUGAGAUCAUGAAAGCUAUUGGGAAAAAGUUGGACCGCUACAAGAAUCCAUGGCUAGAGUUGAAGAUACAAUAUGGACAAAACAAAGGGAAGUUAUACAAUGAAGAAUGUGACCGAUUCAUGAUAUGCAUGGUUCACAAACUUGGCUAUGGGAAUUGGGAUGAAUUGAAAUCGGCGUUUCGAAUGUCGCCCUUGUUUAAGUUUGAUUGGUUUGUGAAGUCUCGCACGACGCAGGAACUGACAAGGAGGUGCGACACCCUCAUUCGGCUGAUAGAGAAGGAAAACCAAGAAUAUGAUGAGAGGGAGAGACAAGCUCGCAAAGAAAAGAAACUCGCCGCGAAGAAUUCAACCCCAUCAAAGCGUGCAGUGCCAAGACAGGCGGAGAGUCCAUCUCUGAAGAAACGGAAGCAGUUAACUAUGGAUGACUAUUUAAGCUCGGGAAAGAAGAAAAAAUAGUUAACACGUCAAUUGGUGGUAAGGAAUGGCUUCUCAAGUUCCAGGGCUCUUGGUCUCAAUUUCUGCAGGCCUGAAUGUAACCUUUGAAAUGGUAGUUAGGGAAGAUUAUGAUGAAAUAGAAUGUUAGAAAUUUUGUAGAUAUGCCAACUCAAACUGUGGAUUGAGAGCCAGUUCCAUUUUAUUAAAUUUUUUAUUCACUAUUCUGAUGUUCAAAUCAACUAUUUCUUUUCAGAGCAGUACCGGGGCAAAAAUUCGGCGCCCUUGGUCUGUAACAUGAACCUACGAUUUAAUCACCAUAAUACAUUGUUGAGCGGUUGAAAUCACAA